This is a messenger RNA of Selaginella moellendorffii, 1284 nucleotides long. Its product is annotated as 5-formyltetrahydrofolate cyclo-ligase-like protein COG0212. Gene Ontology annotation, molecular function: nucleic acid binding. Bases 19 to 1158 code for a protein of 379 amino acids. NCBI's taxonomy places the organism in Eukaryota, Viridiplantae, Streptophyta, Lycopodiopsida, Selaginellales, Selaginellaceae. Gene Ontology annotation, cellular component: cytoplasm. The record is from RefSeq and is a predicted model, not a curated record. The transcript is spliced from 8 exons.
UAGGGUUUAUGGUGAGCGAUGGAAGCUGCGCUGCGCUCCAGGGCUCGGCGGGCGGCGUCGGCGUGCUGGAAUCGACUGGCGAGCUCGCGAUCGAGCUCCGAUGUAGCUGCAUUGGCGGAAUCCGGCGAGGCCGCUUGGAAAUGGGCUGUGAGGAAGAAAGUGUGGAGCUUGUGCGAAUCGGGCGUGAGCACAGUGCCAAGGAAUCGAUAUCCCGUCUUCCGUGGUGCAAAUGUGGCUGCGUACACGCUCUCGAGGAAAUUGCCCGAGUAUCGUGAUUCUUUUUGCGUUUGCGUAGGAUCCGACACGGUUCUCAAGCCCGUGAGAACCAUGCUACUGCGAGCAAAGAAGAGUGUUCUUAUUCCUCACUUGCAAACUGGUACUUUCAGGAUGAUCAACCCCGCGGCCAUGACUACCACGCAGAUAGCAGAGGCGUGCAUGAAAGGAAAGUUUGUAAAUUUCGGGAGGGACAUGAAAAUGGAUGAAUUCGUCAUUGUCAACUUCAUUGUGGUUGGCUCCGUUGCUGUUGAUCCUCAAACUGGUGCAAGGAUUGGCAAAGGCGACGGCCUGGAAGACAUGGAAUACGUGCUUCUUCGACGCAUGAAAAUAAACGAGAAAACGCUGGUGGUGACUACAGUGGACGAUAAGCAACUCGUAAGUGACAUGCCAAUCGAGCUCAUGGCAAAACACGACGUUCCUGUGGAUGUUAUAUGCACGCCAACAAGAAUCAUCUUCACAGGAACGAGCCUCCCAAAGCCAACAGAGAUCCUUUGGGACAAGCUAACGCUAGAGCGGCUCUACGAACUGGGAGCCGUGCGAGAUGUCAAGAACAAGAUUGAAAAGGAGACUAGCAAGCUUGUGAAGCUGGCCCCGGCUCAAACUCGGCCGCCACCUCUGAAACGCGACGACGCCGACAGCGAUCCCACCAUCUUCAUCUCGGAGCUCAACCCGACGGUCACGGAGGAGGAGCUCCAGCAGCACCUAAAGCAGCUCGGGGUGAGAGAACCCGUGUCGCUUUUCAAGGCCCGGCAGAAGCUCGUUGCUCGGGUGAGAGUUCCCCAAGGCUCGGACAUCGCUCCAUCCAUCAGCAGCAUCGAGGGCAGCGAGCUCAAAGGCUGGCGACUAAAAGCCAGGCAAGAUGUCUGGGGUGCGCAGAUUUGAGAGACGACGCAAAUCAUUCAAGAGUCACGUAGAGCGUCAGCAGGCCACUGAUAAUAGACGAAAAACAUGUACCUCGUUGACGUACUAUGCCGAGAAAUCUUUUUUUCCUUCUGGGAAAGUUGACUU